AUGGAGAACCUGCAGUGGAAUUGUCUCCGCCUUACAUACUCCGGUGAAUCUAGAUCAGUUCGGCCAGUGACCAUCAAACAAUUAAACGAUGCCACCCAGGCAUUCCCCGAAGCCCCCUUCAAAAUAGAUAACGCCGAUAUCAAUCAAGUAUCCUUUGUGGGACAAGUUCGGAAUGUCAAUAAACUAGCCACACACAUCACGUACAAGCUAGACGACGGCACUGGAGAGACAGAUGUGAAAUAUUUCAUCCCUCCUGAAGAAAAAGAAGCGUUCGAUGAGCUUGAAGCCAUGGAUGUCAUGGCUAUGGAUGGUGGGGGUAGCAAUGCUGGUCCAGCUGCUGUGACAAACAAGUCUGGACGACCGAGAGCCCACCAGAUAACAACAAACGGAUACGCAAAGGUGUUUGCCAAUGUUAAAACAUUUAAUGACCGGCGGCAGGUUAACGCGGUGUUAAUCAGGCCCAUAACGAAUAUUAACGAGUACCAUGUUCAUUUCCUUGAGGCCACAGCAGUACAUCUCUAUUUUACCAAGGGCCCGCCACCGAAGGCAGGUGGUGCUUCUGGAGUGGGAGCCGGAACCGGGGGUGGUGCGAUGGAUAUGGGUGGCAGCAAUCUCUCCCUACCGCGAAUGUCACCGAUGGCACGAAAACUAUACGAUGCUCUCAGCAACAGCAAGCAGACCAAUGAGGGCAUGCAUGUGAAUGUCCUGGCGCCGAUAAUGCAGGUGAACGUAAAUGAAGUCUAUAAAGCUGCCGAGGAGCUCCUGGGACUCAGUGUGAUAUACCACACGGUAGAUGAGGACACCUGGAAGAUUCUUGACUGUUGA
Messenger RNA from Trichophyton benhamiae CBS 112371, 825 nucleotides. Its product is annotated as putative replication factor-a protein. Gene Ontology annotation, molecular function: DNA binding. Gene Ontology annotation, biological process: double-strand break repair via homologous recombination; DNA replication; nucleotide-excision repair. The record is from RefSeq and is a predicted model, not a curated record. The coding region runs from base 1 to 825 and encodes 274 amino acids. Gene Ontology annotation, cellular component: site of double-strand break; chromosome, telomeric region; DNA replication factor A complex. The transcript has 2 exons. Lineage: Eukaryota; Fungi; Ascomycota; Eurotiomycetes; Onygenales; Arthrodermataceae.